AUGCAGUAUACACCGUUUGCUUCUGAUAUUGAGCUGCCCUUCUAUACGGCACUGGCCUCACACAAAAUCAACCAUGAUAAGCUGGACGAUUCCGCUCGCUUCGUUCUUGGGCUGUAUGAAAUUCGCUCCACCGACUCAGAGAAUGUUUCGUGUCGCAUGCAAAUCCAUGCAAAUGCUCUGUCAAGUUGCGAGGCGCCGGCGGGUUAUUACCGCGCGGAAGGCAUGAUCAAAAAUGUAAACACGAUCGAAGAGUAUCGCAAUAUGGAUAAGUCACGGAUGAUUCAUCAGGCAGGCCAGACGAUCUGGGAUGCCAUUAACGAUGGGACGAUCUACUCCUGCCCUUCUCUAUUAUCUUCAUUCGUUAUUCUAUCAUUUGCAGACCUGAAGAAGUAUAAAUUUUCCUACUGGUUUGCUUUUCCCGCACUUCACUCGGACCCGUCCUGGAUUCCCGUGAAAUCAAUAGGAUCGUCCAACGAUGAUAUGACCAAAGCAGAAAAGGGGGAGUCCUUAUCUUCUCAGGAAAGCGCCAUGCUUGUGGAUGCAGUUCAGACAUGGAGCUAUGGAGUGGAUGGUCGACAGCACGGAUUUUUUUUAGCUCGCAGGGAGCCAAAGACAUCUAGCAAUGCAACGCGGACCAAGUGGACGAUAGCCUCGUUAUCUGAAUAUGAGAACGGCUUUUUUACUGGUACAGCGCCUGAAAAUCGUUAUGUCUGCUUUGCAGAUCCUUCGAAUUAUGAUAGCGCCCCGGGCUGGAUGUUACGGAAUUUGUUAGUUGUCGUGAAGCAACGAUGGGGCCUUGACCAGGUGCAGAUUCUACGAUAUCGCGAUGUCCCAUCAAGGCGUGACCAGAGCCGCAGUAUCGUGAUUCGGUUGGAGUCAAAACAGACCGCAGACAAUGAAUCUGGCGAUCGCCAAACCCAAAUGCCGAGAAUCACAGGGUGGGAGCGCAACCCGGUCGGAAAACUGUCCGGAAGAACCGUCAAUCUGACAGAGUAUAUGGAUCCUUCAAGAUUGGCAGACCAAUCGGUCGACCUUAAUCUCAAACUCAUGAAAUGGCGGAUUAGUCCAACUCUAGACCUCGACAAGAUCAAGAAUACAAAAUGCCUGUUACUUGGAGCGGGUACACUGGGGAGCUAUGUUGCCCGGAACUUACUUGGUUGGGGUGUCAAGAAAAUUACAUUCGUGGACAAAGGCACCGUUUCAUUCUCAAAUCCUGUCCGACAGCCACUAUUCACAUUCGCUGACUGCCUCAAUGGCGGGGUAUCAAAAGCACACAGAGCAUCGCAAGCUCUGAAAGAAAUAUACCCCGGAGUCGACUCUAAGGGGCAUCUUCUAUCGGUACCCAUGGCGGGCCAUCCUAUCAUAGAUGAGGAAGUCACACGAAGAGAAUUUGUAGCGCUCCAGGAGCUUAUUGAUCAACAUGACGCGAUAUUUUUACUCAUGGACACUCGAGAAUCACGAUGGUUACCCACACUUAUCGGAAAGGCCUCAGGCAAGAUUGUGAUGAAUGCAGCUCUGGGAUUCGAUUCUUUUGUGGUUAUGCGCCACGGAGUUGCAGAGCCCAAAGACCCAUUGAAAGAGCUCGGUUGUUACUUCUGCAAUGAUGUUGUUGCGCCAGCCAACUCCAUCAAAGAUCAAACUCUAGAUCAGCAAUGCACUGUGACUCGGCCCGGAGUGGCUGCUAUAGCCUCCGCGCUCUUGGUUGAAUUAUUAGUCUCAAUACUGCAACACCCGGAGGGCGUUGCAGCGCCAGCGCCUCUGACCCAGCGCAAUGAUCGUGAGGAUGACCAUCCAUUAGGACUUGUGCCUCAUCAAAUUCGAGGGUUCCUUGCAACGUUUGAGAACAUUACUGUCACCGGAAAAAGCUACGCUUGCUGCAGCGCCUGUUCCGAAAAAGUUACCAGGGCGUACCAGGAACAAGGGUGGGACUUUGUGCGAAAAGCACUCAAUGAGCCUGGGUAUGUGGAGGAGCUAAGUGGGCUCAAAGAGGUCCACGAGAAAGCUGAAGCUGCGCUAGCCGACAUUGAGUGGGAUGAGGCUUCGGAGAAUGAAGAUGUUGAGAUCCUUUAA
Messenger RNA from Penicillium macrosclerotiorum, 2070 nucleotides. RefSeq names its product putative autophagy ubiquitin-activating enzyme ApgG. NCBI's taxonomy places the organism in Eukaryota, Fungi, Ascomycota, Eurotiomycetes, Eurotiales, Aspergillaceae. Gene Ontology annotation, biological process: piecemeal microautophagy of the nucleus; C-terminal protein lipidation; autophagy of mitochondrion. The coding region runs from base 1 to 2070 and encodes 689 amino acids. The record is from RefSeq and is a predicted model, not a curated record. The transcript is spliced from 7 exons. Gene Ontology annotation, molecular function: Atg8 activating enzyme activity; Atg12 activating enzyme activity. Gene Ontology annotation, cellular component: phagophore assembly site; cytoplasm.